AUGGCACGGCGGGUUAAUAAACAGCUUCAACGGUAUUUGGAGGAUCUUGAUGAAUCAGAGGAUGGUUUUGAGCAGUCAGAUUCAGAUGUCGAGGAUGAUCAUCAAUACUACACAUCAAGUAAUCAACUCAUACAGGAUCUCGAGGACUCCGACCUGGAAUCUGAUGAUGACGAUGCCGUAGCUAUUCCAGAAGAGCAUUCUGAGGACGAAUUCGGGGCGAAUGAACAAACUAGACUUGCGUCUACAGUUUCCAAAAGAGCAAAAGUGAUACCUAUUUGGAGAAGCGGUAACAUGAUCUUCGAUCAAAAUAAGAUCACUUUCUUGGGUGAUUCCGCUUUACCGGAUGAGUUGAUGGAUUGCGUUACACCAUACGAUUUUUUUUCGUAUUUCUUCACAGCGGAUUUGAAAGGUAUGAUCGUCGAAGAAAGUAAUUUUUAUGCAGCUCAAAAAAACAUCUCUAAUCCUGUAAGCAUUACUAUAACCGAUUUGAAUAAGUAUUUGGGUAUAUUGAUAUACAGCUCCGUUGCCAAAUUUCCAAAUAUGAAGUCGUAUUGGUGCAACAAAUAUGGAUAUGAUCCAAUUAGAACAACUAUGCCGCAGAAUACAUUCGUUAAGAUUGGUUCUGUUAUCCAUUUUAACAAUAAUGACAAAAUCUUACCUAAAGAUCAUCCGCAACAUGAUAAACUUUAUAAAAUACGACCGGUUAUAAAAUCUCUUAGAGAACGUUUCGGUAGCAUACCUAUGGAGCAGAAGCUAUCCAUCGAUGAACAAAUGUGUGCUACGAAAAUAGCCCACUAUAUGAAACAAUAUUUACCGAAUAAGCCACAUAAAUGGGGAUUUAAGCUGUAUCUCCUUUGUAGUAUGGAUGGAUUUGCUCAUGAAUUCGAAGUUUAUACUGGUAGCGGUAAUCGUCCAGAUCUCCUAACACAUGAGCCAAAUAUGGGCGAAACCGCAAAUGUAGUUACAAGGCUGAUCCGAGCCGUGCCGCGCAAUAUAAACCAUAUUUUGUACUUCGACAAUUUCUAUACUUCACUUCCUCUUUUGACACACCUGGCCAAGGAAGGUAUCCAUGCUCUCGGUACAGUAAGACUGAACCGAAUAAAAAAUGUAGAACUGCCAGCUAAAAAGGACAUAAUGAAGAAGGAUAAUCCUAGAGGAUUUUACAAGGAGAGUCUUACUACGGUUGAUGGUAUCGAUGUAAGUGCAAUAGUUUGGAAAGAUAAUAAACCAGUCAACUUACUGUCCACAUACGUUGGAGCGGAACCAAUUAGUACAAUCACUCGGUAUGACAAAAAAACACAUAAAAGAGUAUCUAUACAAUGUCCGAAAGCGGUAAGAGAAUACAAUGCUCACAUGGGUGGAGUGGAUCUUAUGGAUAGCCUCAUUGGUCGUUAUCGCAUAACAGCAAAAAGUCGCAAAUGGACAAGGCGACUAUUCAAUCACCUGCUAGAUAUGACGGUCGUGAAUUCGUGGAUAAUCUACAAGAAAGUUUCGCUCGAGGAUAAAUCAAAAUUUUUGAAUCUACGAGAGUUCCGACUGCAGCUGGCAGACACUCUGUGUAAUAUUGGAUCGAAUGUAGUAAAACGUGGUAGACCAAGUGGUUCUGGUAUAGCGAAGGAACUCCAGAUGAAGAAACACAAAGGCCCAGCCCAGGCAGUACCAACUAAAGAUGCAAAACCGAUGCAAGUACCCUAA
Messenger RNA from Topomyia yanbarensis, 1695 nucleotides. Its product is annotated as piggyBac transposable element-derived protein 3-like. Bases 1 to 1695 code for a protein of 564 amino acids. The transcript is spliced from 2 exons. NCBI's taxonomy places the organism in Eukaryota, Metazoa, Arthropoda, Insecta, Diptera, Culicidae. The record is from RefSeq and is a predicted model, not a curated record.